AUGCACUGCAACAACUUCUCCGGGACUGUCUUCCCAGGAUGCUACUGGGGCAGCUAUGGCUACCCCCUGGGAUACAGCGUUGGCUGUGGCUACGGCAGCACCUACUCCCCAGUGGGCUAUGGCAUGGGCUAUGGCUACACCGGCUGUGGACCUUACAGAAGAUACUGGCCAUUUGGUCUUUACUAA
This is a messenger RNA of Tupaia belangeri chinensis (Chinese tree shrew), 186 nucleotides long. It is a transcript of the gene KRTAP8-1, whose product is annotated as keratin associated protein 8-1. The record is from RefSeq and is a predicted model, not a curated record. Bases 1 to 186 code for a protein of 61 amino acids. NCBI's taxonomy places the organism in Eukaryota, Metazoa, Chordata, Mammalia, Scandentia, Tupaiidae. The transcript has a single exon.